AUGCCCAUCCGCCGCACCCUCAUCGCCAGAGCGUCACCGACCGCAAUCCUCCUCACCACACGACGCUACAGCACCACCACCGCCGCCACCACCACAACCACCAUGGCGUCCACUCCGCGAACCUACGAAGACGCGAUCCGCACGCUCAACACGCUGCAAUCGAACUUCGCAGUGAUAUCCGCGAUCCGGGCGUCGGGGGCAACUAUGAACACCGCCGCAAUCCCGGAAAUGAUCGAGUGGGCGCGGCGCAUCGGCUACUCCCCCUCCGACUUCAACUGUCUGAACAUCAUCCACGUGGCGGGGACAAAGGGCAAGGGCUCCACGUGCGCAUUCGCGUCCUCGAUCCUAUCUGAGUACCGCCGCGCAGGCGUCCUGCGGAAGACGGGGCUGUACACGUCGCCGCACCUGCGGUCGGUGCGGGAGCGGAUCCAGGUCGACGGGCGGCCGCUGGGCGAGGCCGAUUUCGCGCGCUACUUCUUCGAGGUGUGGGAGCGGGUGGAGGCCUCGGCCGCAAAAGAGGGCCGCGACCCCAACGACAAGCCCGCGUACUUUCGCUUUCUCACCCUGCUCGCAUUCCACGUGUAUGUGCGCGAGAACGUCGACACGGCCGUCUUCGAGGUCGGCGUCGGCGGCGAGUACGACUCCACCAAUAUCAUCGAGCGCCCGACCGCCACCGGGAUCACGAGUCUCGGAAUCGACCAUGUCGCCAUGCUCGGCGACACCAUCGAGAAGAUCGCGUGGAAUAAGGCCGGGAUUAUGAAAGCGGGUGCGGCGGCGUUCUCGGUCGAGCAGCCGACGAAUGCGAUGGAGGUCCUAAACAGCAGGGCGAGCGAGCGCGGAGUAGAGCUGAACGUCGUCGGAGUCCACCCUGAGAUCAGGGAUGGAUCUGCAAAGCUCGGCCUCGCCGCCGACUUCCAGAUGGGCAAUGCGUCGCUUGCGGCUGCGCUGGUUGGUGCGCACAUGCAGGCGCUCGGUCAUCCGAUCAACGUCACGCCUGAUGGGCCGCUGCCCGAGGAGGUCAAGCGCGGCCUGCUGAAUGUGGAGUGGCCAGGCAGAUGUCAGGUCAUGCACCAGGGCAGUGUCGAGUGGAAUAUUGACGGCGCGCACACUAUGGAGAGCCUUGACGUCGCGGGGAAGUGGUUCGCUGGGAAGAGCGCGGAGGGCAAGAAGCCUCGGACACGAGUCCUGAUCUUCAACCAGCAGAACCGCGACGCCCCGGAAAAGCUCCUCUGCGCGUUGGCCACCUCUCUCCAACAGCACCUAGGCUCCGAGCCCUUAUUCGACCACGCAAUCUUUUGCACGAACAUAACGAGCAAAGAGCAAGCCUCCAAACCGGACCUAAUCAGCAUCGGCUCCGACUCCGACGCGGUAAGCGCACUGACGGUGCAGCGCGCGCUGGCGGAUGCGUGGAAAGCUGUGGACCCGGGGGCGCAGACGCACGUGAUAAGAACCAUCGAGGAGGCGGUGGGAGUCGUGCGCGCGCUGGACGGGGAUGUGCACGUGCUGAUUACGGGGUCGCUGCAUCUCAUCGGCGGGGUGCUGGAGAUUCUGGAUCCGGCAACAUGA
This is a messenger RNA of Tricharina praecox, 1566 nucleotides long. Its product is annotated as Mur ligase. The transcript is spliced from 4 exons. Gene Ontology annotation, biological process: tetrahydrofolylpolyglutamate biosynthetic process. Bases 1 to 1566 code for a protein of 521 amino acids. Gene Ontology annotation, molecular function: ATP binding; tetrahydrofolylpolyglutamate synthase activity. NCBI's taxonomy places the organism in Eukaryota, Fungi, Ascomycota, Pezizomycetes, Pezizales, Pyronemataceae. Gene Ontology annotation, cellular component: cytosol; cytoplasm; mitochondrion. The record is from RefSeq and is a predicted model, not a curated record.